UGGGUCCCCGACAUGGUAGUGGUGAACAGUCUGUCCAGCUUCGAGUUCAUGGGGUCAUCCAACUUACCACUCAUUGUAGGGUACACAGGCUUCACCUACUACUCUGUGCCUGUGAUCAUGAAGACCAAGUGCCAGGCCACUGUAACCUACUUCCCUUUCGACGAGCAGCUGUGUGAGAUCCGCUUCCUCUCAUGGACCUACCAUUCAAGGAUGGUAAAUGUGACUCUGGCUAGCUACACGAACGGCCUGGAGGGCCACAUAGGGAACAUAGAGUGGAAGAUCACAAACAUCACCUCCUCCAUUGUGAAUGAACACGACGUGUCCAACCACCCCCUCUAUGAGGGAGAGACCAUCAGAUACCCAUACAUCCGAUAUAGGAUCCACCUGAGUCGUAAGCCGGAUUUCUACGUCAACAGUCUCAUCACGCCCUCCCUCCUCCUGAGCUGGCUGGGAUCCAUCAUAUUCCUACUCCCGUCAGACUGUGGGGAGAAACUGGGCUUCUCAGUUACCCUCUUCUUAGCUUUAUACGUGAACCAAGUGGUGGUGUCUGACUUCCUGCCGCCCUCGGCCGACUCUUUUCCUCUGCUGGCUAGAUUCUACACCACCAUCACCCUCAUCAUGGGACUGAGCAUCAUACUCACUGUCGUCUCACUCACUGUACACUUCAGAGUCGAGCCCAAACUAGUCCCACUCAAAGGUUCUUUAUUGGCCGGAAUAUUGAAACAUCUGGAAAACCUUGGUUCCUGUUCCCUUCUCGCAACCGUGAACUCAUUCUUUAAACUAUUUCAAAGAUCAAAAAACAACAGUCCGAAAGCAAGCGAAAAAACAAACAGCUCCGGAAUUGCAAACUCAUCGUCCAAAUUUGGUCUCAUAAGGGACACUUCUUUAAUACAUAGCAAUAAUCAUUCGAGAGUCUCGUCAGUGCAUAAUGGUUAUAACUGUACUAACCGGCCAGUUGACUUCGUUUAUAACUCGGCAUGUGCCGAUCCGAUUCCGAAUACAGCCAGUCAAAUUUUGGAUCCCGAAAGCGGGGAUGAGUUGCUGAAUGCUUCUUACGGGAGGCGGGGAGAUGCUAUAGGGCACCCGGAAGUAGACAGACAGAGAAGGGUUGCGCACCCAGAGGAGAGUCAGUUUGAGCUUCCGCAGGAUAUUGCGAAUACUCUGGAGCAGAUCAAAUCGAGCUUGAGCAUCAUGGCCAAAUACUGGAGCACAAGAUCUGAAGAGGGUGCAGGGGGGUGUAAAAGUGGGAGUUCGAGAGGGGGAGGCAGAAGGAGGUUCGCAUCUGCUUCGGGUGACGUGGACAAACGGAGGUGGGUGCUGGUAGCAGCUGGGAUGGACACAGUCUUCUUUUUCAUCUACAUUCUCAUCCUGACCGCUGUCACUUUAUUCUUCGCCUGGAAAUCUAUCAUGAAGUAAACGCAAACAAUUAGCGAACAAAAGAAAACAAGACAAGUUGUGACAGACGGGCAAAUUUUUGAGCAAAAAAGACAGAAAUUUGAAACAAAAAUGACGCGUUGCUUUUGCGCUUUUCAACAUGUAUAUUGAACAUUUUUGCAAUAAAUAUUUUUAUGGAAUGAUGAAAUAGUAGAGAUAGUUAAGAUUAAUUAAACGGAGAUGGGAUUUAUACUUUUGCUAUUGUUCUAAAUAUUUUAAGCUCAAUUACAUGAUUUUGAUCCUUUUUUGCAAGCAACCAAAUAACUGGAAUGAACGGAAAGUCAAUAAACCGUGUGGUAAAUAGCACAUAGUCUUUCGACCAGUGUUAUCUAAACAA
This is a messenger RNA of Symsagittifera roscoffensis, 1771 nucleotides long. Its product is annotated as neuronal acetylcholine receptor subunit alpha-9-II-like. Gene Ontology annotation, cellular component: synapse; neuron projection; plasma membrane. Bases 13 to 1416 code for a protein of 467 amino acids. The record is from RefSeq and is a predicted model, not a curated record. Gene Ontology annotation, molecular function: transmembrane signaling receptor activity; acetylcholine-gated monoatomic cation-selective channel activity. Lineage: Eukaryota; Metazoa; Xenacoelomorpha; Acoela; Convolutidae. The transcript has 7 exons. Gene Ontology annotation, biological process: nervous system process; regulation of membrane potential; chemical synaptic transmission.